CAGGGCUGGAAACUGCUCUUCGUGUUUGUUUACAUGUUUACAGCCACCCGCCCCUCUCAGCUGGCGACACUCACCCUCACAUGACCACAACCUGAUUGAUCAGCUGCCCUGCUCCUCCUCUCCCGCUGCUGGUUCAUACGAGCUCGACCCUGUUUUUUCCCACUUGAAGGUUAUUUAUAUUGUGAUUUGAGAGAACACUGUAUUGUCUCGAAGAAAGGAGUUGACCAGCACACUACUUAAUCAAACCCAAAAUGUCGGAGAAACCUCCUCCAUACAACCCUACUGCUUAUCCAUCCCCUGGGCCUCCACCUGCAAUGGGUCCUCCUCCCCCUUACCAGCAGAUGCCACCCUCACCUGCCCCAGUGGGCUUUGUCACUACUCAUCCCAUGAGCAGUAGCACAACAGUAAUCACCUCUCAGCAACCUAGUUACGGGGCUAUUCCUGUAAUGGUGAACCCAGUUAGAGCCACUGAUGUGAUUAUUGUUGGUGGCUGCCCUGCCUGCAGGGUUGGUGUACUGAGUGAGGACUUUACUCUAGCGGGCUUAUGUUGUGCCUUUUGGUUCUUCCCUGUUGGUAUUCUUUGCUGUCUAGCCAUGAGAGAGCGACGCUGCAGCAAUUGUGGAGCUUGUUUCUCAUAGGUUUGUGAAGCAUAUUUGAAGUCCAUCCUUAAAUAUUAUUAACAAGCUGGGAAAACUAUUGCUUCGGUAGAAGGAGACAGGUUUAUUUUUUAUGGAAUAUUUGCCCAAUAUGCUCCUGACUUUUAAAAAAACACACAAAAAAAAAGAUUGGUUGAAAUAGAAAUUUAUUUUGCAUAGUUCUUACACAGUAGAGAUUGUAUAAGCCAGGUCUUCAUGCACUUGUAUCCAUAUGUGUAGUUAUGAUUGGGCAAGUUUGUUGGGUUGGUUAUUACAUGAUUAUCAGAUUCUUGGGAAAUAAAAGUUUAAUUUUGUUUAUAAUGAAAUAACUUCUCACGACAUUAGGUGGACCGAGUUUUGUAAAUCGGCUGUCCAAGACAUUGAUGUGCUAUUGGGUUAUCUUAAUUAUGCAUAAACUGUGCCUAGUAGGAAAUGGAGCUUCCCAGUACUGUAGUUACAUUAGUUUAAGCUGUGAGAGGGUUGAAACUUGAGUAUUAGAAUAUUUAUGAUUCCUGUACUACUUCUUGGUAAUUGUUUAAUUAUGACAUUCUCUUAAAAAUUAAUUUAAUUUAUACUGAACGUACUAUGGUGUGGAUUAAACUUACUUUCUCAUUUUUAAUCGAUUAAGAACUGGUGAUUAAGCAUGAACUUGGCCCAAAUUGUUUAAAACUUGCAGUAAAAAUCUAAAUUUUUGUAAUGCUGUAAUUUAGUGAUCUUUUCACAUGGUUUUAUAGUAGCAUUAACCUAUAAUUGUGCUAACUAUGAAAGUAUUAGGAAAUGUGAGGUUGCUAAUAAUAUUUUUGGUGACAAUAGUUGCUUUUAAAGUCUUGGAAUUUGGUAGUACCUGUUAAUCUAUUUAUUCACAGCCAGAUUACAUAAACAUCAAUAACUUUACCUUGUGAUAUUUUGCAUCACAGUUCUUGAAAUAUUCCAGCAGACAAAACAUGUCCCAGUAAUGUUAAAUUGAUGUAGAAUCAAUGUUGUCUACAUUGAUUCCAUGUUAAUCAAUGUUUACCCAUUGUUGGAUUGCAUUCUAGGCUUUGCACUCUUUUGAUACGAUUAUUCCAGCGUUAGCCAUUUUGGUAUCUGAUGAAACUCCUAAAUGUAAUGGGAUAGAAUCAGGAUUUAUUAAAUGAGACUGUGAGCUAUCAUUUAAGAUAAUUUUCCUUGGCUAAAGAUGCACUAAAAAAAUAUUUAUUUUUUCCAUUGAGAAAUUGGUAAUACUAUAACAAAUACUGCUGUAAAAUUGGCUAAAAUUGUACAUUAUAAGGAAUUUACCAGCUACUUUAGAAUACUAUACUUCAAAGAAAAGUUGUCCUAUAAGUUUAUUUCACAAUAUGAUCACACUUGCACGUGCACUCACUCAAAACGAUUUCAAAUAUUGUUUGCUUGAGGCAUAAAUUUUCUUGCAUUAAAGAUUUUGCCUUGUCACAUUGUCCUAUUCGUGUCAUUGUGUCCUUUAAAGCCAAUAACACAAUAGGAUGUGUGUUUUUUGGGUUAAUUUUCUAAAAAUUAAUUAUGGCACGUGUUGAAAGAAAUGACUACUAAAAUUUCAUUAUUUACGUAUUCUAUUGAUAAAUACAGGUUCAGCAAUUAUAUUUAGUAGCUAUUUAAACAGGAGGAAAUAUAGUAAUAUAUUAUACAUACAGUAUAUAUAUGAGUCUUUUGUUUUAAUGAUCCUAUGAUUCCAUUUUUCUCAACUAUAUUAUUUUUCUUAAUGUUCAAAUGUAUUCCCAUCAGUCCAAACUACACAUUACAAGAGAGUAUAUUGAGGCCAUACGACGGGAUGAAACCAGCAUCCCCAGAUUACCCCCCCCCCCUCUCUUUCCCUCGGCACAUAUUCAGUCAGUAGUGCGUGUUCCUGGGGAGUUUAGGGAUGCAAGUUCGAUGUCAUUGUACAAUCUUGGUAUUUUCUUCCCAAAAACAUUACGUUCUAGCAAUUUUGUUGUAGGCUUUUUAAUGUUGCAAGUAAGGGGUAAAUAUUGGCAUUAUUGCUGUAGCCACAUUCAAAUUUAAAUGGAGUAAUGCUAUCUUUGGGAGUAAAUUGACCCCAUGCUUCUUAAAAUAUUGAUAAAGGUUGUAAGUGUGCAAGUGUGUUUUUGGGUAAAUAGUUUUUUAGAUGCGUGUUAUUUUAUAUGCCCUCAAAGAGAACACAUUCUUGUAUUCGAUAAUAACUGAAUUACUGUAUUAUACAGAUUUAAAGGCAUAUGCAGUAUAUAUAGCUGUUUAUAUAUUGAUACAGCUUCCAGCAGUACUAUAAUGAGGUGGUUUGUUUAAAGUGUCGGGUUUGAUGAAACCUUUGUGUAGGUGACUAGUACUAAUGCCAGGUGCAAAGUUGCACUGUCUAAUAUGUCUGGCAUGGUGGUGAGUUUGUAGAUUUGCAACCCAUCUGUAGCUUGCAUUGUACGAUGAAUGACAUUUGUUUUGCCGAUGGUUUGGGUUAUCUGAUAAGAUGGUAUUUGCCUCGCAGUGAAAAUACUUUUGGAGCCUUCUCGUAUAAUCAAUAUUUACUUUCAUAAGAUAAAAAAAAGAUACUUUACAGUAUUUCACUUCUUUCCCUCGUCUAAAUUUUGUAUCAUUUUAAGAACAAAUUUUGUAAGAUUCAUUUUUAAUGUCUGGUGUAAGAGUCUUAAUCUUUGGUAUUGCAUAAACUCCACUUCAGAUAGUUUAAUAUCUUAUUUUGUAUUAGUAUUUUUUUUUUGGUUUAUAAAUUUUGUGCUCUUAAUUUAGUCAUUUUUGAGAUUGCACUUAACCUAAAGAAACAUUUCCUAUGUUUUUGUUACCAAGUGAAACAAUAAGGUGAACUAUGUAUUUUAUAUCUUUAAUGGAAGUAUCGCACUUUGAAGAGGUAUCCUGUAUUUAUUAUUAUACUAUGUUAUAUAUAUAUAUAUAUGAUGUAUGGUUAGGGUUUCUGUUGUAAAUCUCAUGGUAAACCUCGAAUUAAGAUCAUGAUCUAGGCCACCAAAUUAAAAACUAGAUAAGGUGGACGUUUUGGAGAGGUAAACGUAUGGUUGCUGCCAGUCUCUUGAUGAAAUAAAAUACUUUAAUCUUUGUUAAAUGUAUUACAUUAACAAAAAUUUCCUUAUACAGUACGUGCAAAAUUAUGAUUCUGGCUAUUUUUUCUUUUACAUCGGUACUUUUUUGUCGGAAAAUGUGAAAUAUAUUGCCACCUAAUGUUUCUAUGAGGUUCUGUUUAUUUAAUUAAGAAUGAUACUUUGUGCUAUUGUUUGUAUGAUUAUGUACUGUACUUCUGAUUUAUAUAUCUUGUCAUUGUUGACCUAAUCUGGAUCAAAUUAUAUCACUAUUUUACCAUGGUUAGAGUUUUAAGAAUUUUUCCAUAACUUCACGCAUGUACGUGUGCAUAUGUACAUAAAUUUGUUACAUGUAUGCAUAUUCUAGUAAUAUGCAUGUACACAUAUGCAUACAAUGUAUAACUAGCUUUUCUACACACAAUAAACUGGUUUUGGUUAUAUAUAGAACAGUUUUGAUGGUUAAAAGAUUUUUGGCUGCCAAACAUUGCUAGACCUGUCAGUUUAGGACAUGCAUCUUGCACACUAAGAACUGAUCUAGUACAGUAUUUAGUGCUAAAAAGAUGAUUGGUUUGUCGGUAUAUAAGUACUUUUGAGUGCACACGAGAGUGAAGUUUGGGAGCUGCCCAACUUUCUCGACUUUGUUGCUGUUGCCAUUUAUUGUUAGGUUAAAUGACCUUGUGUAGUCUGUAUAUAUGAUAUUGUGAUAUUUUAUGAAAUAAAGUUUUAAAUUUU
Procambarus clarkii (red swamp crayfish) is the source of this 4399-nucleotide messenger RNA. Its product is annotated as membrane protein BRI3. Lineage: Eukaryota; Metazoa; Arthropoda; Malacostraca; Decapoda; Cambaridae. The record is from RefSeq and is a predicted model, not a curated record.